Messenger RNA from Sitophilus oryzae (rice weevil), 4005 nucleotides. RefSeq lists its product as uncharacterized. Lineage: Eukaryota; Metazoa; Arthropoda; Insecta; Coleoptera; Curculionidae. The coding region runs from base 49 to 3594 and encodes 1181 amino acids. The record is from RefSeq and is a predicted model, not a curated record. The transcript is spliced from 15 exons.
CCAAGCAUUUCCAUGAAGUGGAAUAGGAUGAAUUAACAAUUGAGCAUCAUGGUAAUGUGCAGUGCCAUGGAUAGCGUCGUGAUACCCAGACCCCCUGCACUACCUCUGGGGCCUUUGGUCCCUACCUUCCCCUUAAAAGGUACUUCACUGCCCCCACCACCGCCUCCUCCAAAACCUCAACACAAUCAAUUGGUGCAAACUGAAGAAAAGGAGUCAUCUAGUGUUCAUGUAACGAGGAAUCAGGAGGUAGGUGAUAAAAAGGUAUGUGAAGAAAGAACUGUUUUUGAAGAACGACGAAUAAUACAAAAAAUGGUGGACAAAAAAAUUACAAGGAACGAAAGUACCAGAAGUAAGAUAAGCAGUAGAAGCGUGACAUCACAAAAGUCCAAUGGUUUUAGAUUAAGAGAAAAUGGGCACAACAACUCUCCAAAUAAUAUGAACAACGACGAUGCAGGAUCGAUAUACAGCAUUUACAAGCAAAAAAUCGACAGCAUGUUCGAGUCAGAUUCCAGCACUAGUCAUAACAGUGUCCAGGCUAAAAUAGAAAAAAUGUUUAGUGAUGUCGCUAAAGAUAGCGGUUUAUUACCCACUCAAAUAGGAGUCCAUACAUUCUCAGUAGAUUAUUUAGGCAGCAUUCCGUUACAAGAUAAAGUCAAUAGUUUAAGUGGUUUGCAAAAACCUUUAAGAAAACUAUAUUUUUCGUAUAAGAAAUUAGUUAAAAAUAAAAAGACAUUAUCAGGUCGAUUAGAGAUAUCUCCCCAAGGUCUAAAAGUUCAGUACCAAGGCCAAUCAGGAGACUUGGAACAGAUGAAUUCGUAUCCUUCAAUUGCUGUCUGGUCAGCAGUUAAAUUUGUCAUCCAAGAAACAACCGGAAAUUGUUUAUCUUACGCUUUUCUACCUCUCAUUACUGAUCCAGAUAAUAUGGACAAGCAGGCUCUCUUUAAGAAUUUAGAAGAUAACGAAAAGAAGUAUAUCACCAAGGAAGAACACUCUCCUCUAUUUGCUGUAGUAAUGAGGAAGAUUGGAGUGCAAAAACAGCUGGAAUGCCAUGGGUUUGUCUGCCAAACGUCAGAAGAUGCCAUAGUUAUUGCUGCCACGUUGUAUAAAUCCCUCGUACACCAUAUGAAGCACAAAGAAAAGCGCUUCGAAAACAAAAAUGGUGUCACCACCUGCAUGUCCACCACUUCAAGUACAAUCGUUGAUAAAACUGGAGCGUCUGUCCCUGUCAGACCUCCCAGAAGAAAAAGAAGUAGUGCAACCUCUUCAGUUUGUAGUGACACGAAUUCUAUAGCCAAUGUCUCAGAUACUCAACCUCUUCUAUCUUCAGAUCUUCCUUCAGCUCCGAAGAAAAGUACAAAAGCUAAGAGAGCUCCUGAAGUUCCUAACCAAUUCAAGCAAGAAGAUUUAGAUGCCAUAGUACCGUACGAGGAGCCUAUCGAUGUUAAAAGUGCUGAGGUUAGCGAAAUAAAGCCUUCAAAUGAAGAUGAACAAGGAGUUCAAGAAAUUAAACCAAAAUCUUUUUCUGAUAAACUCAGUACGUUUAUGAGCAAGGAACAAAAACAAAUUGCUGAAGAACUGAAACAAAUGGUAACUGAUUCAAAUAAAGGACUAAAAAGGGUGCAAAGCUUCAGAAAACAAAACGAUGAUACCAUCAGAAAGAAGGAGCAUUCCGGUGAUAUUUUUACCAAAGUUACCAUUCCUCGAUCAGGGAGUUUCCUGAAUACUGCUGGUUUAACCAGGUAUAAAAAUAAGGUUUCUAGAAACAAUGAGACAGCUAGUGGAGGAUCUCCUUUAGGCUUUAAAGAAAUAUUUAACGAGCUAUCGUUACAAGAAGGAUUACAUUCCAUGGAUGACAUCCUUUCGGUCAUUAUCGACCCAGACGGAAUGUCUUUUAAUGACCUGAAACCAAUUUACAAAGAAUUUUUGUUGAAACUUGCACUUACUCUCACAAAAGACGAGUUAUAUAUGAAAAGUAAAAGCAUCAUGAGGAGGCAAAAAAAGAAACAGAUUAAAAGAUCAGCUAGCGUGAAGAAAGCUUCUCACACGUUGAUAUCUGGAAAAUUCAAGAGGUUGAAGCAUAUUUUCCAAAAGAGUUUUAGAGAAAAGCAAAAUAAGAAACUGAUGGAAAAUAGUAAGUUGAAAAAUAUUGUAAGUUCUGGAUGUGGCGAAUCGAAAUUGCCUGAAAGUAGUAUUAGUACUUCUUCUUACGACACAAGGCAAUUUAGAACUAAGGAAGAAUUGGCUGGAAAAAAAUCUGCAUACAGGAAAAAAUCUCAUGGUGAUUACAGUAAAAAUAGAAGAAGAGAUCGAGCUAGUACCAGUGAAGAAUCGGACUUCAUGUCUUUGAAAAGGCAAAAUAAAUACAAAAAUCAGAACUCCAAUCUUCUUACUUUGAAUCAUAAUCGAAACUCCUCAUCAGGUUAUGUUUCAUGCUCUGAAUGUAGCUACGACUCGGACACUUGCACCUGCGUAUCAGCAGACAAGUGCUACUGCAGUUUGGGACAGCGCAAUAUCGGAAAUGGUAGAAGGGGUAGUCUUCAAGAGGAAAUUACAUGUGCAGCUGAUCCUACAUUAAUAUAUUGUGACUGUGAUACCGAUUCUUGUGCUGAAUCCAACAAAUGCUACUGUCAUUAUGGAAACAGACCCAUCAUCCAAAAUAAUAGAAAUACUUCUCAUCACCAUUCCAAUUGUAUGGUCAAACACUCUCAAAAACAUAAAAAAUUGUGCAAGAAAAAUUCAAACACUAAAAGUAGUAGAAGCUUAGAAUACAUGUCAAACCCCAGUGAAGGAUACUACGAAAAACUCAAAAGCAAACAGAAAUUUGGCAGUGAAAGAAUAAUCUCGCACUAUGCUUCCAAAAAUGACUUGAAGAAACGAAGAAACAGCCAUUCUGGUAUUGGAGGUCAUAUAAUUGAUGGGGAAUUCAGCAUGAUCACCCACCAAAAUGUCCAAAUGGGUAUGGUUGGCGGAAACCUAACCGCCUUGAACUACGAUGUGUUGAAAAUGUCGAAGAGAGAUAUAGAAGAGGCUUUAUACCGAGGAGCUUUCAGUGAGAGUUUUAAAGAUUAUUGCAGAGGAAACAGUGGUAUAGAUCCAAGAGGUCAACGAAUCCAGUCAGCAAUAACUACUGGAGCAUGUACUGAAGCAUUAUCCGUUAAAAAAUCAGCAGAAAUAGCUGCUUUGUUCGCCGAUAUGAAACUCACUCAGACAACUGACAUCACUCAUUUGGCACCGCAAGGUUUUGACAUGAACAACAUGACCGAGUCUAAGAAUUUGUAUAAUAGUGAACAGUCAUUAUUGGCGAAGUACAGUAAACCUAUAAAAGGUCCUCCAAGACCGGAUUCCAAAGCUAUUUCGUUACCCAAACCACCUUUACCACCACCAGCAUACGCGAGACCUACAGGCUUGACCAAGAACAAAUCCAAACUGUAUUCGGCUAAAAACGGACUGUAUACUAUCCAAAGUCAGUCAGACGAGAGCAGAGCAAGCAGUGUCAGCGGUGAAGGUAGAAGGAAAAGGGAAAAUAGCAUGGCGUACAGUCACAGAAGAAAUGUCAGUUCAAAUAUUGAAAAUUCUUUAGGAUAUCUACCAUAGUAAUACCUGCACUACUAGUUUAAUUGUUUAAGUAAGAAUAAAAAAUAAAGUAAAUUAUUUUUUAUUGAAAUAAUUAGGUUUAUAGUUACUAUAAAUGUACUUGAUGGUCUAGAUUUUAUAGUAACUGAAAAAUUAUAAAAAUAUGCUAAUUAUAACAUGUGUUCUAUCAACUGUUUAGAGUUCAUAUGUCUGCAACAAAAAUUUGAGCACUCUGUAUAUAAAAUGUCUUUACCUUCUCUACCAAAAAAUAUGUGACGUCAAGUAUAUUAACCCUCUGAUUAUCAUGUACACAUACUAGGUAUAAAAUAGUGUUCUUUUUUAUUUGUAGUUAUUUCUGAAAUAACCAGUUCAAAAUUUUUUUUUCAUGAAAGAAAGUUUGUUUUAUGUUGAGAUUUAUUAUUUUUUCCAUUU